AUGUUUGCGACGCGACGAGAUGGAGAUGGCGAGAACGUUCGCCGUGCGAUUAAUGAGGCAAUGAAAGGCGAGAAUUCGGCACAAGAGCGGGCAGUUGAGAGGGCGAUAAACUUCACUGCUGCUGCUGAUCGGCUGUCUGCUAAAGGAGCGCCCGAAAGAAAUUGCGACUCACCGAGGGUAUCAAUCGACACCAUCAACAGUCGUUAG
This is a messenger RNA of Necator americanus (New World hookworm), 207 nucleotides long. RefSeq lists its product as uncharacterized. Lineage: Eukaryota; Metazoa; Nematoda; Chromadorea; Rhabditida; Ancylostomatidae. The transcript has a single exon. Bases 1 to 207 code for a protein of 68 amino acids. The record is from RefSeq and is a predicted model, not a curated record.